Messenger RNA from Dendrobium catenatum, 2477 nucleotides. Its product is annotated as DEAD-box ATP-dependent RNA helicase 14. The record is from RefSeq and is a predicted model, not a curated record. The coding region runs from base 285 to 2204 and encodes 639 amino acids. NCBI's taxonomy places the organism in Eukaryota, Viridiplantae, Streptophyta, Magnoliopsida, Asparagales, Orchidaceae. Gene Ontology annotation, molecular function: RNA helicase activity; protein binding; ATP binding. The transcript has 8 exons. Gene Ontology annotation, cellular component: cytoplasm; nucleus; ribonucleoprotein complex.
GUGUGUAGUCUUUGGGUUCUCAAUGAGGUGGCGGACAGUCUCGGUUCUUGCGAACUAGUCGUCGCUGUUCGCGUACUUUUAACCUUUCCUAUCUCGCUCUAAACUGCAGCAACAAAUUUUCUCCUCGAUCUCACUCCCAGACUCUGCUCAUUUCCCCCUUCUCUACCACGUAGCCAUCUUACACUUCGUCCUCUCUCGUAGUCGAAGCCGUGCUAGGGUUUUAUCUGCUUUUCUGCGGCAUUUUAUCGUUCUCAACUUCACCGUUCUCCGCCGGCCGGCGAGCCAUGUCGGCAUCUGCGACGGCGGAUUCUUCCUCCUCGUCAACAAAAGGCCGUAUCCGCUACGCGCCGGCGGAUCCCACGCUCCCGAAACCUUGGCGAGGCCUCGUCGAUUCCAGCAGUGGUUACCUUUACUUUUGGAACCCGGAAACUAAUGUGACGCAAUACGAGAAACCUCUUCCCUCUUCUCCUCCUCCUCCUAUGCCGCAGCGUGAGGAUUCUCCUUCUACUGCCACCAAGGACUCUGAAAUCUACGAUGGUGAUCGGCUCCAGGAGAGCAAUGCAGCGAGCCUGGACUGCUACCAGAAUCAAGAGCCCGGGCCAGAAAAAGUUGACGAUGAGCCACCGUACAUGCAGAUAUCACAAGCUAACCAAGAUGCGGGAGUUGGUUUAUCUGCGGAGGCCUAUCGACGACGUCAUGAAAUUACUGUCAUUGGAGCAAAUGUUCCAAUUCCAUACAUCACAUUUGAGUCGACAGGUUUUCCAUCAGAGAUUCUAAGAGAGAUCAAUCAAGCAGGUUUUUCUGCACCUACUCCAAUCCAAGCACAAUCGUGGCCGGUUGCUUUGCAGAAUCGCGAUAUUGUCGCCGUUGCUAAAACAGGUUCAGGCAAAACAUUGGGGUAUCUCAUUCCAGGUUUCAUUCAUCUCAAGCGCCUCAGCAAAGAUGCUAGAAUGGGCCCGACCGUUUUGGUUUUGUCACCAACAAGAGAGUUAGCUACACAAAUACAUGAAGAAGCUACUAAGUUUGGAAAGUCAUCACGAAUUUUAAGUGCUUGUUUGUAUGGCGGAGCUCCUAAAGGUCCUCAGUUGAGAGAUAUAGACCGAGGAGUCCAUGUUGUGGUUGCAACUCCAGGAAGGUUGAAUGACAUAUUAGAGAUGAAAAGAUUGAACCUUGAUCAAGUUUCAUACCUGGUUCUUGAUGAGGCUGACCGGAUGCUGGACAUGGGUUUUGAACCACAGAUACGGAAAAUUGUGAAAGAAAUACCACCAACGCGCCAGACUCUUAUGUACACUGCUACUUGGCCUAAGGAAGUCCGAAAAAUUGCAUCAGAUUUACUUGUUAAACCUGUUCAGGUUAAUAUUGGCAGCAUUGAUGAACUUGUUGCUAAUAAAGCUAUUACGCAGCAUGUAGAAGUUAUUUCACACAUGCAGAAGAGACGUCGACUGGAACAGAUUUUGCUUUCUAAUGGGCCAUCAAAAUACAUAGUAUUCUGUUCUACGAAGAGAAUGUGUGAUCAGCUAGCUGGUUAUCUUGAUGGUCCAUUUGGUGCUUCUGCAAUUCAUGGCGACAAGUCUCAGAUAGAGCGUGAUAGGGUACUCAGUGAGUUCCGAAGUGGGAAGUCACCCAUUCUUGUGGCAACUGAUGUUGCAGCACGUGGAUUGGAUAUUAAGGAUAUCAGGUUUGUGAUCAACUAUGAUUUCCCCACAGGUGUUGAAGACUAUGUACACAGAAUAGGAAGAACUGGUAGAGCAGGCGCGACUGGAGUAGCUUACACAUUCUUUUGUGACCAGGAUUCCAAGCAUGCCUCAGAUCUUGUUAAAGUGUUGGAAGGGGCCGAUCAACAAGUUCCUUCAGAGCUACGAGAUAUGGCAUCCCGUGGUGGUUAUGGUACAAAGUUCCGGCGGUGGGCAUCGGACUCCAGCUAUGGCCAUAAUGAUCAUGGCUCCUCUCAGUACAGAUAUUGUCCAGAACGUCAAGAUCAGGACAGUAAACCUCAGUAUAAAAACGACGAUCAUAGCAACUACGGGGGAAAUGGAGGCGACAGCAGUGGCUGCAACCCUAGUUUCAGUCCUGGCCCCGCUGGCGACGACGAUGGAUUAGGCAAUGGCAGUCGUAGUCGAAGCCGAAGCCCUAAUCACAACAGUUGUAAGGUUGCACCAGGCCCCGAUGAUGCCUGGACUAAUGCUGCUAAUUCAUCAUGGUAGCCCUCGAGGCCAUAUCACAACAGAGAUUGAUCAGGCUGGUGCGUUUUGAUCGACACGGAUGGACUCUGGUGCCUUGCUUCUUUUGAUAGGUUAGUCUCUCUAACGUGUAUUAUCUUUGAACUUUUUUUGCCUUGUACAGUUCUUCACAUCAUAUUACUCUGAUCAGUAAGCCCACUCUUUUGUAUCAACUUUGUAAGCACAAUGUAUCUGACUAACACAGAGGGUUCUCAUAGGAUGAAGUACUGAAAAGUUGAUCAUGUUGUUAUGGCCCAA